Molecule: messenger RNA, 1855 nt
Organism: Penaeus vannamei (Pacific white shrimp)
Lineage: Eukaryota; Metazoa; Arthropoda; Malacostraca; Decapoda; Penaeidae
Product: organic cation transporter protein
Biological process (GO): transmembrane transport
Cellular component (GO): membrane
Molecular function (GO): transmembrane transporter activity
Source: RefSeq, a predicted model, not a curated record
UACUGUAAACGAUUCCCUAAAGAAGGAAAAAAGUUAUCUCAAAGUCAAGUGGUUCCAACAAGAAAAAAGGUGGUUCUCUCAAAAUUCCAGUGGUUCAGACUCAAACCAUCCUCUAGAAAAUAAGUGGUUCUCUCGGAAUCAAGUGGUUCUCCAAGGAUCUGGUUCUACGGGCAAGAUGGGGAGCAAAUUCGACGAACUGUUGAUACGCCUUGGGACCGGAAAGUGGAACUUUUUGUAUUUCAUCGCAGCUUCUGUCUGGUUCUUCCUAAUCCCCCCACAGAGCUUGAGCGGCGCUUACCUCGCUCCCACAAUCCCCCACACGUGUCGACCUCCUCAAGAUGUCAACGCUACCAUCUCCGAAGAUUCGUGUACAUACAUCACCAACACCACAGCGGGGAGCGAGGUCUACCCAUGCACAGAAUGGGACUUCGAUUUAACGGUCUUCUCGUCUACACUGACGUCAGAGUUUCAGCUCGUUUGUGAUCGCGACUACUUACGAGCCACUUAUCAGAGUAUGAUGAUGUUCGGUACCUUUAUCAGCCCUAUUGUCGGUGGGUUUCUGGCAGACAGACUCGGUCGUCGUCUCGUGAUAAUCGUGACCCUGUCUCUCUUCACCUUAUUCUCCUCCUCCAUUUCUUUCCUCUCCAACUUCAACCUCAUCUUGGCUUUCCGUUUCGUGCUGGGCUGCGUCAACCUCCCAACCUUCUACAUUCUGGCCAUGGAGGUGUGUGAGCCGAGGAUGCGUUCCUUCGUGGGCGUUCUCACUGCCUUGCCAUGGGCGACCGGAACCAUGGCGUGGGGGGGCGUGGCCUACCUGAUCCGGGAUUGGAGGACUCUGAACCUGGUCGUUUCGCUGCCCAAUCUGGUGAUUUUCCCGGCGCUCUACCUGAUGGACGAGUCGCCCCGCUGGCUGAUCAUCCGCGGGCAGCACGAGCGGGCGCUGGCGACGCUGGCGAAGGCGGCGAGGUGGAAUGGGGCGACGCUGCCCCCCGAGGACGACCUCAGGGCGACCAUGAGGGACAUCCAGGCGGAGACAACGUCAUCGGCUGAGAAGAAGGAAGUAAAAAACAAAAAAGAAUCUGUGAGAAACUGGUUCAAUUUUGCAUUCAUUCUGUGCAGGACCAGGAAAAUCACCCUCGUGACCCUCAUCAUGUUCAUCGACUACCUCAUCGUGGCCAUGGUCUUCUACGGCCUCUCCCUCAGCGCCACCUCCUUCAGCGCCGACCCCUUCGCCUACAUGGCCCUCGCAGGACUCGUGGAGGUCCCUGCCUACUCCGUCACGGCGCCGAUCAUCGCCAAACUCGGACGCAAGGGCCCGGCUGCGUUCGGGUUCCUGGUGUGCGGGGUCGCCAUCUUGGCCCUGGCUUUCAUCCCGUCCGACGUGACCUGGCUCGUGAUGAUCUUGGCCAUGACGGGCAAGCUCUUCAUCAGCGCUUCCUAUCAGAUCAUCUACGUCUACGUCACCGAGCUUUUCCCGACGGAGGUGCGCACGACGGGCAUGGGCAGCGCCAUCGUGGCAUCGCGAAUUGGAUCGGUUCUCGCACCUUUCGUCACGGAUUUCCUGGGCCCGGUGCUUCCCUGGGCUCCUUCGGCGAUCUUCGGAGCCUCGUCGCUGGUGGCCGGCGCCGCCACCCUGGUCCUGCGGGAGACACUGGGGGCUCCGCUGCCCGACUCCAUCGCCGACCUCGAGACCAUCGACAAGCGGCACAGGCAACGAGACGCAGGCAUCCCGGGCGAGUUGCUCGAACUGGCGCCCUGAUUGGCCAGCCCGCCUCCUCCUGCGCCAUCCACCAGCCAAUCAGACGCGUUUGUUCUUACGUGUAUAUGUGCAUAUAAAUACAUAUAAAUGUAUGAA